CAAGUCACAUUUCAACAUGUUUCCCUAUGUUUGUGAGGACAUUUUCAAACAUUUGGCUUCUAACAAGAGAUGAACCUGUAAACUGAACACACAGAGAGAGAGAGAGAGAGAGAGAGAGAGAGUUGGGAAAGAAUGAGAGGAGGAGGUCUGGAGUGGAGAGUGAGCGCAAAGGGGCAGGACUCUCUCUCUUUCUCUCUCUCUCUCUCUAUUUCUUUCUCUCUCUCUCUCUCUCUCUGGUGCUUUUAAGAGGAAACUUUGUGUUUUGUUCUUCAAGUUCACUUUAGUUCUCGCUGCACUCUCGUGGUGUUUUCUUUGCCUUCGUGUAUUUAUUUCACUGACUCGUGAGAUGCGCACCGGGACUAAUGGAUCAGUCCGCCUCUGUUUGCUGGAAUUCUUCAUCUUAAAGCUGGAUUUCGGAUUGUAAUGUUUCCAAAAGUUUUCAUGAACUACAUGGAAUAAUAAUGUGGCAGAUUGUUUUGUUGUGCUGCGCUCUGGACGGUUCCUUUGCGUUCAGCGCGUUCCGUCCACCUGCGAACGCGUCUCUCCUCACACCUGCCCAGCGGAGCGACGGCGUCGUGCGGACUGUGGAUCGGAUUUAUCACGGGGGAGGAAAAGCCGGGUACCUUCUGUACAUGGACGAGCAGCGCUUUCUUCUGGAUAUGGAGCGGGACGAGUCGGUACUGUCUCAUCACUUUGGUUCGAACGCGAACGCGCCGCCAAUGCGCCGGGAAUGCGUUUACCGCGGCACCGUCAAUUCAAACGCGGAGUCUCUUGCGGUUUUCAAUCUGUGCGGCGGUGGACUUGAUGGGUUUUUCGCGGUUGAUCACGCCCGGUACACAAUCACACCGCUCAUCCGGGCGAAGGGCCACGAGAAUGACGUGCACAUCGUCGAGGACGCCGACGCGACGCGUGCUCUCCACUAUUACACCCGGGAACGCUUCAGUUUCGAAGAGAUGCCCGCGCGACACAGCUGCGGCACGCGUGACCGAAAAACUCGCAGGGAUAAAAAGCGGAGCGCACGGGGGAAGCGGAAACGCGAUGAGGACGCGCGCGGACGCAGAUGGUGGACAAAGUUUGCGAAGCCCGACGCUUCGCUGACGCGACGCAGGAGGUCCGUGUCUCGCGCGCGGCACGUGGAGCUGCUGCUGGUCGCGGAUGCGUCCAUGACGAAGAAAUACGGGAAGGACCUGCAUCAUUACCUGUUGACGCUCGCGUCCAUCGCGUCCAAACUCUACGGUCACGCCAGCAUCGAGAACCCCAUCCGCCUGUCGGUGGUUAAAGUGGCGAUUCUGUCCGAGAACGAGAAGGGGAUCGAUGUGUCCAAAAACGCCGCCGCGACGCUCAAGAGCUUCUGUAAGUGGCAGAAUCAGCAGAAUCCGCUGGAUGACGAUCAUCAGCAUCACCAUGACGCGGCGAUCCUCUUCACCAGGCAGGAUCUGUGCGGUCAUCACUCGUGUGACACUCUCGGCAUGGCUGACGUAGGCACCGUAUGUUCUCCAGAGAGGAGCUGUGCCAUCAUUGAGGACGACGGCCUUCAUGCAGCAUUCACCGUGGCACAUGAGAUCGGGCACCUGCUGGGUCUGUCCCACGAUGACUCGAAGUUCUGCGAGGAGCGCUUCGGCUCCACUGAGGACAAGCGACUGAUGUCGUCCAUCCUGACCUCCAUCGACGCGUCCAAACCCUGGAGCCGCUGCACAUCCGCCACCAUCACGGACUUCUUCGACGACGGCAAUGCCGAGUGUUUGUUGGACGUCCCUCGUCUGCCUCUUCUGGGUCCCGAGGAGCUUCCCGGUCAGAGUUAUGACGCCGUGCAGCAGUGCCGUCUAGCCUUUGGCCCCGAGUACACCAUGUGUCCCGGGAUGGACGUGUGCGCCCGCCUGUGGUGUGCCGUCAUUAGGAAGGGCCAGAUGGUGUGUCUGACCAAAAAACUGCCCGCUGUUGAAGGAACGCCGUGUGGGAAGGGAAGAAUCUGUCUGCAGGGGAAAUGUGUGGACAAGACCCGAAAAAGACACUACUCGACGUCUAACCACGGCAGCUGGAGCUCCUGGGGUCCAUGGGGUUCGUGUUCCCGUACCUGCGGCGGCGGCGUCCAGUUUGCUCAUCGUCUCUGCAACAACCCCCCUCCCCGAAACAACGGACGCUACUGCACCGGAAAGAGAGCCGUCUACAGGUCCUGUAACAUCACGCCAUGCCCUACAGCCAGUAAGAGCUUCAGACAGGAGCAGUGUGAGGUGCGGAACGGCCCUCAGACGGAUCCUAAAGGAGUGAAGACCUUCGUGGAAUGGGUGCCGAAGUUUGCCGGCGUUCUUCCCAAAGACAUGUGCAAGCUCACCUGCAGGGCCAAAGGGACGGGAUACUAUGUAGUGUUCGCACAGAGGGUGGUUGAUGGGACGGAGUGCCGGCCGUACAGCAGUUCAGUGUGUGUGAAAGGGAAGUGCGUUCGCACUGGCUGCGAUGGGAUCAUCGGCUCUAAACUUCAGUACGACAAGUGUGGCAUUUGCGGUGGCGACGGAAACAGCUGCAUCAAAGUGGCUGGAAAUUUCACCAAGAAGAGUAAGGGCUACACUGAUGUGGUGAAGGUCCCCGAGGGUUCGACACACCUUAAGGUCCGGCAGUACAAAGCAAAGGGCCAGUCGCGCUACACGGCGUACCUCGCCCUGCGGCGGCCCGGAGGAGAAUACCUGCUGAACGGGAAGUUCAUGAUCUCCACGUCCGAGACCAUCGUCCCCCUCAAAGGCUCGGUUCUCAACUACACCGGCUGGAGUCAGCGGGACGAGGCCCUUCACAGCAUGGGCCCCGGGGCCCUUCAGGAGAGCCUGCUGGUGCAGAUUCUGGCCACGGACUCCAAGAAACCACUAGACAUCCGCUACAGCUUCUUCAUGCCCCGCAAAACACCGCUUCCACCUCGGACAUCUGCCGCAGCUUCGGGCACCGCCGCGGCUUUGUCAUCGGCGGAGUUGGUGACGUUUACAACUGAGGUUCCUCCUCCGACAACGACUGAGCCUCCUCUUCCGACGACGACACCCGUGGGGCCACGCUGGGUGACGGGAUCGUGGAUGACGUGCUCCAGAACUUGCGAUACGGGUUGGCAAAGUCGCACAGUUCAGUGCAAAGACCCUCAAGGGAAGCUGGCCAAGAGUUGCCCGCUCAGCACCCGGCCGCCGGCCUUCAAACACUGCCUGAUUAAAAAGUGCUGAGGACGUAGAGCACGUAGACUGAACCCUCGUGGACAUGCAGUUGCAUUUGUAUAAGUGCUCGAAACACAAUCACUGUGGAUUCUGCACAUUUUAUGACUUGGACAAGGAGCUUUGGCUUUAGCCUUGAAUGUGGCAACGUGUGACCACACCCCCUUGACAAAGCCACACCCUCUGGUCCAUAUGACACGCCCCUUGAGUUCACACUGGCAGUCAUUUAAAUGUUACUGUAGUGUUUGAUGGGUAACACUUUACAAUAAGGUCCAUUAGUUAACUUUAGAUAAUGCAUUAACUAACAAUAAGCAAGACAUUUGGGUAGCACUUUAUGUUACAGUGUCCUUGUUACACGUUACAUGUAGUUACUAAAAAUUACAUGCAACUAACCCUAAACCAUACUUAAUCCUAACCCUAACCCCAUAGUAAGUACAUGUAGUUAAUUAAUAUUACUCAGUACUUAAAUGUAUAAUUACACUGUAACAAGGACACCUUAAAACAAAGUGUAACCUACAUUUGUUACAGUAUUUAACGUCUGUUAAUAAAAAUACAACUGUUCAUUGUUAGUUCAUGUCAGACACAGCUUUUGAUUUUAUGAUUAACAUUAAGCUUUAGAAGUAUUUUUCAUUUAUGGUGACUAAUGUUUACAAAUGGAACCUUUUUGUACAUUGUUACCGUUUGAUGUUACAAUCAGUUCUGGUAACACUUUAUUUUAAGGUGACUUAGUUAAACGUUACAUGAACUUACUAUAUUAACAACUGUAAAAUAUGCAUAAUUACAAGCAACUAUCCCUAACCUUAACCCUAGAGUAAGUACAUGUAGUUAAUUAAUAUUACUCAGACCUUAUUUGUGUACUGUAACAACGUCACCUUAAAAUAGUGUAACUGCCAUUCCAAAUCGACCGUAGAGCUGCACGAUUAAUCGCGUUUUAAACACGAUUUCUGCUACUUUUUAUUAAUUAAGCAUAAUUUUCUGCAAUAUUAUAAAUCCAAACAUGAAUCUUGUGGUUGCUGAAUAAAUCUGCAACCUCUGUGUGACAAUACAAAGUCUUUUUGUUGUUGUUUUAAUAGUAAAAUGUAAACGUAAUUUGGAAUUAUAGGAAUUAAUGUUAGGAAUUUCACUGGUUUGCUUUUGAGAGAAGCUUUUUUAAGGUUCUACCAGUUUUCAUAAUGUAAAAUAGACCCUGCAAAUAUAUAUAUAUAUAGAUACAUAUAUUCUGAUUAAAUUUCGCAAAUGAAAACAAUCAUGAUUGAAGUCUCGAUUAUGAUUUUCGAACAAAAUAGUGGUGAUUCUCAGAUUAUCGUGCAGCCCUGCUCAACUGCGAUAUGCAGCUGUAUCAGUCUGCGCUCUCACUGGUAGUCACUGCAUUACAUCACAGCUCAUUUGCAUGAAGCUAAACUGAGUUAAACUUGGUUUGCUUUCACUGAACUUUCACUGAAAAUGACCGCCCAAAGUAAUUUUUGCAAAUCGCUGUCAGUGUGAACAUCUCAUUAAGGGUCUAGAAUACCCUAGGGUCAGGAAUAGAACGGUCAAUCUCAUAAGGGUUUUCAAUGAAGUCUAUGACUGAUGGUUUGUUCCUGAGCUGAUUUUCAGGGUUUUUGAGCUGAUGUUGAACACAUUGCUCCAUGUUUAUGUCCGUUUGAGUCUUAAACUCCCCCAAUGAACUGGUCUUCACUUCUUUGUUAUGGAAAAAUGAAAUAGGGCUCUGUGAUUUAAAUGUGUGUGUGUCAUUUUCUCUGUUCAGGGCUCGAGGUGCUCUGGAACGACACUGUGUGCCCUCGAUACUCGCAAUAACGCCAGCCGAUCGCGCUGUUUACAUGUUUGUGUGGUUUAGAGGAAUGUUCUGGUUCAAAAUAAGUUAGUAACACUUUACAAUAAGGCCUUAUUUGUUAACAUUAAUUAACUAAAAUACAGUUGUGCUUUGUGUAUAUCACAGUUCAUUAACAAAUGCAAUUUUUAAUUUUAAAAAAUAUAUUAGUAAAAGUUGAAAUUUAACACUAGCUAUGUUUCCAUCUACCUAUUUUUAUGCGCAUUUUGGGAUAUCACAUAAAAAAUGAACAAUGAAUUCUAAAAAUGCACAUUAAAAAUAGAAAAAAGUGGACCAUGGAUCACAUCACAGCAUCUCAAAUGUUGGUUUGGUGGUUCUGAAACGUCUGAGUCAAAGUCUGUCAUCAGAAUGAUUUGGUUUAAAAGUCUUUUUUCUUGGGAAUAUCCCGGACGAGCCCCCAGCUGUCAUUUAUGAUGGAGGAAAAAAGAGCCCGAUUGCAGCAACUUACAUUUUUAUUACUGAUAUUUUGCACCAGUUUCCCAAUGUUUUAUGCGAUAUUCCAAUAUUGUGCACAAGUUAAAUUCGCAACUUUGGAUGGAAACAUAGCUAUUAACCACACUCUUAAAGAUAAAGGUACUUGUCAUUCUUUGGUUCCAUGGAGAAACUUUAACAUCCAUGGAACCCUUCCGUCGCACAAAAUAGUGGGAAAAGGUUCUUUAGAUUAUCAAAUGUUCUUCACACUAAGAAAAGAUGUUCUUUUAAGAACUUAAAACCUUGAAACUUAAGGGUGUUUAAACUACUUCAAACUUUCUGGUCUGGCUUUCUCAAGCCAACUUCAAAGUUUGUUUAGGAACUUUACUCAUCUAGUUAUUCAUUGUUAGCUCAUGUUAACUAACUAAAUGUAACCUUAUUGUAAAGUGUUACCACAGCAUCUGUGACACGAUUAUCAUAGAAAAUAAUUAGUUAACACUUUAAAUGGACGUCUAUGGGGCAGGACAUUUACACAGGGUUAAUGCAGAAAAAACCUUAUAUACUGAUUGCUAUGUACAGAAAUGUGUUAUUUGAACCAUAAUGGGCCGUUUUUUUGUUUGUUUGUUUUUCAUUCCACCUCACUGCUUUUCCAUUGUUUUCCAUGUGCUUCUUCUUGCGUUUUUAAAUGUAAAAUCACUUUUUUGAGUGAAUGGCCCCUAAUGCUUCUGGCUGAUGAACUUUUAAACAGGAGUUUAAUUAUAUAAGUUUGCACAGAUGAGGUGAAAUGUUUAACAUGCUUCAUGUUUAAGUCUUGUGGCGAUGUGUUUGUAUUUUAACAUGUAUUCUGACAUAAUGUCUUGCCCCAUUGACUUCCAUUGUAUGUGUGUUACUGUAAACCCAACAUUUGAAGCUGACCAGAACAUUGCUUUAAAUCCGUUUACACCUCAGUUCAACCUUCAUUUCUCAGACCGUGAGACACUGAACCUGAAUUAACAAUGUGUUUCCAUGCUUCAGUCUUAUUUACAUAUGCAAACGCUCAUGCAAAUGAACAGCACUUGUCAGAUAUGUGAUUCAUAUGGUGUUAUUAUGACCAGCAGAAAGUCAACAUGAAAUCAACAGUGACUUUAUUUUGAACGAUGCAUCUGUGACGUUAUUCUAAAUUGUCAUAAUAAUAUUCCAGAAUAAUUUUACACGCUUUUUCUCAGUGAAUACCCUGGAAAUGCAUCACAUUACAGAAGUGCAAAUGCACAUCAGUGUUCACUUUAAACCUGCUGAAGUUGUUAUUCAGUGUGUUUUCAAGAUUUCAUCUCUCUUCUCCAUGUAUGCAGUACUGUUUUACCGUCUCAAUGGGAAAUGGCCGUUUCACUGAAAAUACACAGCACUGAUUUUUAUAAUUUAUUGUUUGUACAACUGGUAUGUGAAAAAAAGAAAACACAUGAUGAAUUUAUUUAUUGUUAUGGUCAUUUUGUCUCAUAAAUACUAUUUAACUAGAAAUAUGAGUGAGCAGAAUAGUUCAUUUUGAAGAAAAUUGUUUUUUAGCCAUCUUCAUGAAUAUAUGUGUAUAUAAAACAAAGCGCUAUAUUUAAAAGUUUGCAUUUUAUUGAUUCAUUUGUUACCAAUGUCCUUUCACUGUUUGUUUAGUUCACCAAAAAAUAAAAAUUCUGUCAUUUACUCACCCUUAA
Messenger RNA from Ctenopharyngodon idella (grass carp), 7109 nucleotides. RefSeq names its product A disintegrin and metalloproteinase with thrombospondin motifs 5-like. Gene Ontology annotation, biological process: proteolysis; extracellular matrix organization. The record is from RefSeq and is a predicted model, not a curated record. NCBI's taxonomy places the organism in Eukaryota, Metazoa, Chordata, Actinopteri, Cypriniformes, Xenocyprididae. Gene Ontology annotation, molecular function: metalloendopeptidase activity; zinc ion binding. The coding region runs from base 462 to 3197 and encodes 911 amino acids. The transcript has 8 exons.